AUGAACGACUACAAGAUUGAUUGUGUUGGACGGAUUCAACAAAGCUUUGGUUUAAAUGGGGAUUUUAAUUCAGAGUUUGGCAGUUGUUCUAGUCAAUAUUUUGAUAUCAUACAGGCUUCAAACAUGGCAAGUUGCAAUCAGCCACUUGCUAUUGCCAGUGGUGGAGGGAUGGAACAGGAACCACACACAGGCCAAAUCAAAUCAUCUAGCAGCAUUAUCAGCCGUUUUGAGUCACCAGCUUCAGCCUUUUAUGCAACAGAAAUCUGCAUGGGUUUCCCACAAUAUGAUAGACUAGUUGGUAAUCCCUCUUUGAUAUCUCAAUUUUCUAAGAUUAGUGAUGUGGAAUUCCCUUUGUAUCAAGCUCCCAAGCAAAACCUUUUCUUGGCUUCAUUGGCAAACCAACCUGCUCCCAACUUUGAGUUGUCAAAUCCCUUGCAAGCAAUGCUCAUAUCUCAUGUGAGUCGUGAUCAAUGUAUUAGAUCUCCUGAAAAAUCCAAUAAAAUUCCAUGUGGGAAUUUCCUUGGCAGCAGUUUUCUUCCAAUCGAACAACCUAAGUUGUUCAUUGAUGCUGCUGCAAGCCCUUCAAUUCCUUCUAAGGGAAAUCAGGAUCAAACAGAUUCUUGUGCCUCAUAUAAUUUACCUGCUACACAGAUUAUCUUCUCUUCUCAGCAAGAGAUGCUGUCACCAACACUCUCAGCAGGUAGCUUGUUAACUUCUUCUGGAAACUCUACUUCAAAUGGACCAGUGGUCUCAAGUAAAACAAGAAUAAGAUGGACUCAGGAACUUCAUGAGAAGUUUGUUGAGUGUGUGAAUCGCCUUGGAGGUGCUGAGAAAGCAACGCCAAAAGCAAUAUUGAGGCUAAUGGAAUCAGAUGGAUUGACCAUCUUCCAUGUUAAAAGUCAUCUGCAGAAAUAUAGAAUUGCCAAAUACAUGCCACAAUCAACUCAAGGGAAAUCUGAGAAAAGAACCAAUGUAGAGCAUGUGCAUCUUGAUGCCAAAACUGGAUCGCAAAUUAGAGAGGCACUUCAGUUGCAGCUAGAUGUUCAGAGGCAUCUUCAUGAACAGCUAGAGAUUCAGAGAAAAUUACAGCUGAGGAUUGAGGAACAAGGUAAGCAGCUGAAAAUGAUGUUCGACCAACAGCAGAAGACAAGUGGAACUAUGUAUCAUUCUUCGCGGGAGCCGAACGGAGUUCAUUGCAGUGUGACCAACUUUGGAGGCUCAGAAAAGAACAGCUUCAACUUCCAACAACAUGGGCGACAUUUGUUUGAUGUUCCCGUUUCGUGUUUGAACUUCGAUUCGCAAAAUUUCCUGUUUCAAUAUUCUGGGGACAACUCGGGUCCACUGUUCGGAAAUGUUGUUGAUUCCUUCUUGUCCAGAAAUGAAGACACGUUCUGUGAAGGGUAUGGUGAACUUUACGAGCAUUUCAGAAACGAACAUGACAACAUCUUGGAGGAUGCUGCUUCUGCCCCAGUUAAUCGGUCAGCUGGUUCUUUUUCUAUGCUAGAGGAGGCUCUGCGCAUCAGCAGUGAGUAG
Sphenostylis stenocarpa is the source of this 1533-nucleotide messenger RNA. The record is from the annotation of a GenBank genome assembly. NCBI's taxonomy places the organism in Eukaryota, Viridiplantae, Streptophyta, Magnoliopsida, Fabales, Fabaceae.